UACCUCAUGUUACAUUCAAACUUGAUUCUUGUUCUCUCAUUACGCAAUAGUUCGAAGAGGUGGUGUGAAGCUUGGGCGUCACAAUUGAGAUCUUCCAUGGCUUCUACUUCAAUCGACGAUUUGGUGGUUAUCGAAUUGAGGGAUCCUCUGUCGACCCAACCGGAGGUUCGGCAGAAGGAGAUUUUCAUUUCAACCACAGAGGUCCAUUUUUGGAAUCUCCCGUUGAUCCUCAGCAGCCAAAUCGUCAAAGUUCAAGCAAAUCGUAACAGGCUUAUUCAGGAAUCGUCCUACUUCCGAGGCUUACUCGGUGGAAGCUUUAGGGAAUCAUGUCUAGACCGUAUUUCAGUUAAUUGGAACCCGGAAACCGUAAUCAAUGUUCUGAAGUUUAUGUAUGGCUGUCAGCUGGACCUUACAUCCAAGAAUUUUGUUCGACUAUUGGAGGGUGCAUUAUUUUUCGGGGUGGAGUCACUUUUACUGGAAUGCAAGACAUGGUUCUCCAAGACAACCUCUACCAGGGGUCCUCAAUCACUGCAAAUAACAUUGGAUGCCAUUGUUGAAAUUUGGAACUUUGGAUUAGAGAAUGCCGUUGGUUUUACUGCAGAAAUAUGCACGGACUAUUUGGCAAAAAACUUUAUGUGGGCAAUGUCAUGUAGCUCCUUUUCUGAUGUUCCGUAUGACUUAUUAAGUUCUUGUGUGGAACAUCCUCAUCUGACCGUGGACAGUGAGAGGCAUUUGUGUGAAGCACUUCUGGUUUGGCUAGCUAGUAAUGAAGAAUCAUGCAAACAUCCUGACAACACCGAAAGGGACUAUAUUAGCAUCCUGAGAAAGGUAAUAAGGAUUAAGUUUUAUGUUGAACAGACUAUAGAAGAGUUUCUCUUGAUUUACAAUGUGGAAGUUUGCUUAACCAUUCCAUUCGUCUCUUAGGAGUAAAUCAUGAGAUCAUAUCAAGAAAAGAAACAGAUAUGGAAGGAGAAUACAGGAUCUUUGAACUUCUCUUCCAUGUUAAGUAUUCCUCAGAGAACAUGGUCAUUGAGAGGGUGAGACUGAGGGUUCCAUAUUCAGCUAUGGCCAACACGCUAUUUAGAGGGUUACCUCACACUUUUCUAUUUAUAUUCAGAUUGGGAAAAUGUGAUCAGAUCCAGCAUUCCUAGGGAGCAGGUUCAGGUGUCUUGGUCCCUUGGAGCUAAUGUUUAAGCUCAAUUAUGUCAAUUGAUUGGAACUGAAACCCUUGUUGCUAAAACCAAAAAUAAGAGACAGGUUUGGAGGGUGAUCUCUUUUAUCGGUUCACCCAAUCGAGCCUUUAUUAAUAUGCACACUGUUGCAUAUUUGUGUACAAAAAUACCCUUAUAAUGGUGGGUAUAAAAUACAGCAGCA
This is a messenger RNA of Telopea speciosissima, 1374 nucleotides long. Its product is annotated as BTB/POZ domain-containing protein FBL11-like. The transcript is spliced from 7 exons. Gene Ontology annotation, biological process: protein ubiquitination. Gene Ontology annotation, molecular function: ubiquitin-protein transferase activity; protein binding. Lineage: Eukaryota; Viridiplantae; Streptophyta; Magnoliopsida; Proteales; Proteaceae. The record is from RefSeq and is a predicted model, not a curated record. Bases 7 to 924 code for a protein of 305 amino acids.